CUUGGAAAUUCUUCUCGGGUUUUUGGUUUGGGCAUGGAAUGAUACAUGUGUAUCCAGGACAAAUUGUUCUUUCUGGCACACUUGUUUUCUCAAUGACAUAGUUUGGUUUCUUCUCUAGGCACAUUGUUACAUCAGCACUGCCUGCCUUACCACCUGGGCCAUAACCUAUAAACUGUUAACACCUUCCAUGCUGAUCUUCCUUUCACAGAUCAAUAAUGAUGCUUUUUAGAAGAAAGAAGAUGGCUGCCUCUUCAUCCUCCUCCUCAGCUGGAGGGGUCAGUGGAAGUUCUGUGACUGGAUCUGGCUUUAGUGUCUCAGACCUUGCCCCACCACGGAAAGCCCUUUUCACCUACCCCAAAGGAGCUGGGGAAAUGUUAGAAGACCUCCUUGUGACCAACAACAGACAUUUGCCAAACAGCUGGCCAAGGUUAGGGAUGCAGUCUGUGGCCAUGGAAAAGAGCAAAGACGGCUCAGAGAGAUUCCUUUGCGAGUCCGUUUUCAGCUAUCAAGUGGCAUCUACACUUAAACAGGUGAAACAUGAUCAGCAAGUGGCUCGGAUGGAAAAACUGGCCGGCUUGGUGGAAGAGCUGGAGGCCGAUGAAUGGCGGUACAAGCCCAUCGAGCAACUGCUGGGGUUUACGCCCUCCUCGGGCUGACAGUGCUGACAUUGCCUCUGGAGCACAAUUAAGGGCAGAGCUGGGGAGGGUCUUUUCUGCACGGUCUCUGGAAUCCAGGGAUUCAGAGCUGCAUCUGGAAUGGUUUGCUUACAUUCACACUUGGUGCCUCUGUAAUAAACUACAUUCCGUGUAAGUUAGAACGCCUGUGGGAGGAAAAGAAAACACUACAACUUAACUAGGCUAUCUGACAGGGGAGCAUUUUUCUUCCCUAAGAGCCCCCUGGAGAUUGGGUUAAGUAAGACAAUCAGUUUCAGAGAAUUGGAAGGUUUCUAUUUGGGGGUUGAGGGAUUUUUUAGAAAACUUCACUCAACAAGCAGUGUAUGUGUCCAAAUUAGUCCACUUGGGAGAAGAAUCCACCCUGUCAGUCAUUCAGGCCCUGGAGCACCUCACCAAGGCAUGGUCAGAAUAAAGAUGUAGGAAAGAUAGCAUUCAUUUUCAAAGAUGAAUGGGAUUUAAUCAGGACAGAUCCAGAUGAAGGGCAGGGGAGAAAAUGUGUUAGCUGUAUUUUCUGUCAUUAGAUACCUCAGCACUGUUGCGUCCAACUUUGUGACAAGACCUUGUUAACUGCAUGCUGAAUGACUGGAAAGGACUUCACCUUUUUCGUGGGGAUACAGUGUAGAAGGGAAACAGAAGGGGCCUUUUAAACCCAGAAUUCGAAGGCCCUUCCCAGUGCUGGACUCAAGCUGUUCAGUGGCAAAGCAAUCCUUUCAAAGGGCUUCAAAUUGGUUUCUUUAUCCUUUUAAAGUCUCAGGAAUUGGGGGGGGGGGGUGUUAAAUUGCUUUGUUGUCAAUAAGGAAAAAAACUUUUCUCAUAAGUAAAUGGAGAUAUGUUUCACUUUGCAUCCAGUGAUUUAUCUGUGUACAGGUGUAUGGAGUUUUCUCUCACGUACGCCUGAAUAGUUUUUUCUCCAGUGGCAAGGAAGCCUGAAAACUGACAGCUUCUGCUCUCCCUCUGAGGUCCCAGAGUGGCAGACAUUGUUAUUGGACCAUGUGCAAAUUUUACCUUUUAGAAAGCAUCUUGAUUAUUUGGAAUUGGGCUUAUUGUUUGUUUUUUAAUGACUUACAAUUGAUAUACUUAAACCAGUUUAAUAAAUAAAUAAAAUCCUGG
Molecule: messenger RNA, 1784 nt
Organism: Antechinus flavipes (yellow-footed antechinus)
Lineage: Eukaryota; Metazoa; Chordata; Mammalia; Dasyuromorphia; Dasyuridae
Gene: ANAPC16
Product: anaphase promoting complex subunit 16
Exons: 5
Coding region: 216-656 (146 amino acids)
Biological process (GO): protein ubiquitination
Cellular component (GO): anaphase-promoting complex; kinetochore; cytosol
Source: RefSeq, a predicted model, not a curated record